AUGUCUCAAUUAACUUCUGUAAUUAAAAGUGCAAACUCUUCUUUGCAUUCUGCUACUGUUAUAUUUUUACAUGGUUUAGGUGAUAGCGGACAUGGAUGGGAACCAAUUGCUAUAGAAAUAGGUGAAAAAAUGGAACAUGUAAAAUUUGUGCUACCAAAUGCACCAAUACGUCCAAUAACUAUUAAUGCAGGUAUGAAGAUGCCUGGAUGGUUUGAUGUUACAACUUUAAAUGUAGAUCAAAUAAAUGGUGUGGAUGAAGAUGGUGUGAUGGAAUCUAUUUCUCAAAUAAAAAAAUUGAUAAAAGAUGAAAUUGAUUCUGGAAUUGCUUCUAAUCGAAUUGUUGUUGGAGGAUUUUCUCAAGGAACUACGAUAGCUCUGGCUACAGGGAUAACAUCAGAAUAUCCUUUAGCUGGAAUAGUUGGGUAA
Molecule: messenger RNA, 426 nt
Organism: Entrophospora sp. SA101
Lineage: Eukaryota; Fungi; Glomeromycota; Glomeromycetes; Entrophosporales; Entrophosporaceae
Source: the annotation of a GenBank genome assembly